GGCUUGGCUGGGUUGCGAUUUUGCUUAGCCUGGCUCUGAGCCCUGGCAUUCUGCGGACGCCGCAGCCGGGCGCCUCGCUCUGCGUGCCGCGGUUCUUCCUUGGCGCGGGUAGGUUGCUACCAUUUCGCGCACUGCCAGCCCCGCCGCCCAAGAAAAGGAGACAGAGCGGUGGUUAUGAAUGCCGUGACCAGUGGUGGCAAGGGCGAACAUGAACGGGUCCGCGUUCCGGGCAGUGGCCUACCUAAGUAAUUGGUCCGGCUAGUGCAAGCCUACCAUUUCCGCUGGUUUGAUCUAGAUCUGUGGAAGCUGCAUGCGCCAGAAAAGGCGCCCGCUGCUAAUAUGGCGCCAAGCAAAGCGCCUCGCGCGCCCUGGUGUUGAAGUUGAUGCGCUGUGUUGUUCCUCAUGGCCCGUCCUCCCAAAGAGAGCAAUACCAAUAGUUGACGAUCCGGACCACGAACUAUUUGCAUUUCAAUUUUGUUUUCUGACCGGCGUGCAAGUCAUCCUUUUGCUUGCAACAGUGCGGCGUCGGAAGCAGCCUAUCUUUGUGAUAGCCAGGCGUGGACAACGAACCAAAAGCUGCAGAAAAAAGAUGUCUCGUUCCGCCAGAGCAUCUCUGGCAGACCAGGCCUGCUGUACACCGAAGAAGCACCUCCUCCAGAACAAGUCUUCCACAUCAUCUUCGUGUUCUCUGCAAGAUAUCUUUCGCCAAAACGACGUCGAUCAAAACCAAACAUCCACCGCCCCCGACGAUAUCAACUUCCGGUCCCCCGACGUCAGCCACAAGCAGCGCCUCCGCGGCACAAAACCACUGCUAGAUCAACAGUUGGCUGCGAAGGCACUUCUUGUUGGUGAAAAGAAUCGAGCAUUGGGGGAAAAUGAAAAACAACUGUCGACGUCGGUAGAAGAUGCUGACAAGAAGAAGAACUACCACAAUACAAAUGCAAAUCACACGACGACUUCUGCAGGAGCAGGUUCUUCCGCCGCUCUUUCUGCGCCAGGCGACUACAGGAUGAACAAGAACACUCUCCUCGCCAAAGCAGGCGCCGCCUCCACCUCCUCAUCCGCCAACCGUGAUUGUUCCCGAAGCCGCGCCCGGCCCAGCACGUUGCAGUCCGAGCGGUACCGGCGCAUGGAGUGGGCGCCCGCGAGUGGAUAUCGUGAGGAAAAAUCCCCCCUCCCCAUGUCAAAACGAAGUUUCUGAUGCUGGAUUUCCGUACACAAAUCAGAUUUGUCUUGCAGUAGAGGACUGCAGGCAUAUGCCAAGCCUCAGUCGAGAGGUUUUGACGUAGGCACCUAGCAUGACAAACGUGUAUGCUCUAAGCCCAACAGCGUCACAAACUGCCUGCAAAAUGCGGGGCGAUCUCUGAACUUGCCUUCUUGCAAGACAGACAGGAUUUGAGGUCACAAAUGCUAAUGCACGUCACAAAUUUUCGGACGGAUAAAGUUUUCAAUAUGGGGAGGGGGGAUUUUUCCUUACGAUAGUGGACGGAAGUUGGAAAAGCAGGGCGUGAAGAACGUGCACAAGUCGCUCUUCCCGAAAAAGAAGCGAAAACGUCGCACCCUGCGGACGAAAAGGAGAUUGGAAUUAGCUUCGGGUCCGGGUCGUGCAGAAACAAGAUCAGAUGCGGCAAGAGGAGCAGGAGAAGGACAGGAAAGCGAAAGCGGGGAGAACGCAAUAAUAAGAAACCCCGGCUCUACUUCAUUGGCGGCAAGGAAUCCGAAUCGGAACAAUCGCAGAGGACUACAGCAGGGCGAUUUGUUUCCACGCGAGGAGGAUCUACUUCGUGGAAGAACCAGUAGUGACGACGAGGAGGAGAAUGACGACGAGUCCUCAGAUGAACUAUCAAAUCGAAAAAUGUCUGGGUCUGGAAGAAUGCAAGAUUUGUGAUGCUGGUUUUCCAUGACCCAUGAGGUCUGGAAUGCGAGACCCAGCAUGACAGAUUCUGUGAGAGUUCUACCAUGCCUAUCCUGCAUGAGAAACUCUCUCUCAACUUGGUCAAAAGCGGACAGCUUUUGGCACUCACGCAACACAGAUUUUUGCAUCGUUUAGAUUUCGCAUGACAAGUUCUAAUCUUCCGGACCCAGACAUUUUUACAUUUGAUAUGAACAACAGUCUUCUGAUUCGUCUUCCGUCAGCUCCUGCUCUUUUCGGUCAAUACCACGAGGUGGAACAUCAAAUCUAGCUUCGAAUAGGGUAUUACGGAGCAGUAGAUCUCCGUGCUCCUCCGCCCGGGUCUUUCCGUGCAGUGGGAAUAGGGAGGAAGACAGGCAACAGAAUAAACUUUCCCGUUGCUCUUCCGAGGAAGACCUGCUCGAGCCGGUAUUUAACAGUGGCUUGCGGGAUGUCGGGGCGUCGAAACAAGACGACCGGAGAAAUGCUAGCAGUGGUAGCCUAGUUUUUCCGAACAACAGGCCGCAGGGUGGACGUCAGCAGGCAACAAGAACAACUUCCCAACUUCUACAACAAAACCCGCGACAUCCCACCAGACACUCCUCCUGCCCCCGCAGCUCACCCGGACUGGACGUCCAGAUCGGAGGGGUUGUGAACAAUAAAGGCGGCAAGAUUAACAACUACCAUCGGAAGAAAAAACGGGAGCCGAAGUCCGAUAUGAAACGAAAGUCCACGCUGGCGCAGCUGUUGGUCGAGGGUGGGUAUGCAUUGCAAAAGCAUCGUACUAAGUAGUAAUUGCAUUACAAACUACUUGCAUAGCAUUACAAAUGAAAUCUGUAAUGCUGUUUCAGCUUAGUAAGGAGAUUUGUCAUGCACCAUAACAGCAAUUACUACGAGUAUGAUACUUUUGCAGAGCAUAGUGGGUCGAAGGCGAAAUUAGUGGGGAAGAGGAAACUGUUUGCGUCGCCGGAUGAGGCAGCGAAGAAGUUGAGGUAAAUAGAUACGUUUGUGGCUUCUAGUAAUUUCAAGCUCUUGCUCUCAUGCAUCUACUCAGCAUGAUAAAAUGGUAUCACUUUUGAAACUCUGCAUGACAAACACCAGCCGCGCCUUCGCCUCUGAUGUCGAGUCUUCCAGCGCGGCUUCGAGCGCCGUGAACUCCCUUAUGCUUGGAAAAAAACCUGUCCCCACCCGCAUCUGAUUUGUCAUGCAAAAAAAACAUGAAGCAUAGCCUGAAAUCCAAAUCUGUGAUGCUCAAAAGAGUUGCGAGGUUUCGGUUUUUUUUCCUCUGGAUAUCCCCCGUGCCGAAUUUCCAAGUCAACCCCUGGCUCUUAGACGUCAGCUCCAGUGGAGGGGAAGAAAUUGUGUCGCCGGCUGCUAAUCAUCUCGCGAGGAGGGCACGAUCGGUUGGAGCGCAUCAACAUCCUGUAAAUUUGUUUUGGAUAAUGUAAAAAUCUUCAGCAAGCAACACGUCGUCGACGCUUAAAAUAUUAUGAUGCUGGAAUCUUCUUCUUUGUGGGUUGGCAGCUGCCGGCGUAGGCUAACAUUCUUGAACAGUCACUGCCAGUACCAUUACAAUCAACAUCAUCAAAUACAGGUUGACGCCAGCACGACGGAGAGCCAAUCUAGCAUCGCAAAUCCUGGUCCGCCAGCUUCUAGCAGUUCCACUGCGACGAGCUCUGCUUGUUCUAGCUCCUCCUCCGCGUGGUCCUCGCAUGCGGAAAGCAGCAGCGCCGCUUGCUCCACCUCCGGCGCCCAAAAUACUAACCCACUCGACCUUCCCUUUCUCGACCACGUCACGGCAAACAAAAGCAAAUCGGUCUCGAAGGACUCCUCCGUGUCCGCACGGUCUGUGUUCCAGAACAGUUGCAGGGCGCUACCUACUUCCACGACCGAGUACAAUACGCCAAUAUCGCGACGAACGUCGCUCAGCCCGGACCGACGGCCACCUGCUGCUCCUCUCAGGUGUCGCAACAUGUCUUUGGUGAGCGGGGCCGGGUCUUUGGCCGCGAAGUUCCGGGAGUCGGUUGCAGCGGCACGAGCAAGUCCGUUGGGCAGGUAAGUUUUUUCUUCAGUCGAUUUAUUCGUCAUGCAAGCAGCGGAUUUGUGAUUGUGAAACCUAAUUAGUCGUCGAGUUUCAUGACAAAGAACUCUACAAACUCCAUCCAAUCAAGGUUGCAACUACUCGAGGAGAAGUCGCCGGAGGUUGUGGUUGGAGUGUCUCUGUCCGCCGCGAAUCACGAUAAAGCGGCCGACGUGGUGAAAUCGAAUGAGGUGCAGCAUGACAAAAAAUCCAACCUUUUCCCUCUUUCCCCCUCCGGGUCGAAAAGUUACCCUCCGUCCGCAAGCGCUUCUCCGUCGUGUAAUGGAGGGGAUGGAAAUUAUACCAGUGGUGAUGGAGCCACAAAUGGAUUGGGAGAACAGGUGGUUUUCAGGAAAACGGAACCACUGGAGCCCAUGGUAAUAUGAUGAGUUUCUUCUUGGUUCUGGAGUUUGUCAUGCAGAAGUCGUAAAAAAAUGUAUGUAAAUACCAAAACACCAGAGGAAUAUCAAAUAAAAUGCAAGGUUGUGCUCAAAACUUGCAAGCAAGUUUCAAAAAUCUUGAAAAUGCAACACACAACAACAGACCGGCGCCGUCGUUUCCGGCGGGGAAGUUGUGAAAAUUGCGCCGCAAAGCGUCGACAGGAAGGAAAUCUUGGAUUUGGUGGGACGAGAGCAGAACAUGACGGAUUCCGAAAAUAACGCGUUUGAAAACCUCUUCAAUGGGGGAAAAAAAGCGGUUCGGAGAACGAGUAAGAAUCCGGGAAUAACAAAUGACGAAGACGCGCCGAAAAGACGCAGGCUGGAAUUGGAAGAGGAGUGAGUUGGUAAAGGGGGGACGGGAUGCCGGGUAGUACAACAUGAGCAACAAAGAAGAUUUCUAGAUAUCGUUCUUUGCGCUUCUUUGUUGUUUAGACAAGUGUGACGAUGUUGACUCUAAGGCUACGUGCGGCCAGCAGCAAGAAAUUUUAUGAUUCGUACAACUUUCCAAAUGAAAUUUUUUAUGGCAAGUGGCCAAAAUAACUAACAAUAGUGCGGUAGACCCGCAGGAUGAAUCAAUGACCGUGACGAUGUCCUUUCGCAUAGAAAACUUUUUAGAACCGAAAAAGCGAUAAUGAAGAAAUCCAUAUAACUGGAUUUGAAAAGUUAAAAGAAUAUAUGCGCAGCUCGGUAGAAGAACAAGAACGAACAGUGAAGAGUUGUCGCAGAGCAAUAGCUUGCAUCACCUGCUGCUCAAUUUCCUUUUUCAUAGGCUUGUGAAGAUGUUUCAUGACUUGACAACUUCGAGCAGUCAAACUUACCUCCUUGUUUCUUGUAUCAACAACUUUAUAAAACGAAUUUACUGACAAUUAUGUGCUUUCAUCGCGGAUCCAUACGAGGAAGAUUCGA
Molecule: messenger RNA, 5317 nt
Organism: Amoebophrya sp. A120
Lineage: Eukaryota; Dinophyceae; Syndiniales; Amoebophryaceae
Source: the annotation of a GenBank genome assembly